Tetrahymena thermophila SB210 is the source of this 1497-nucleotide messenger RNA. Its product is annotated as Serine/Threonine kinase domain protein. Gene Ontology annotation, molecular function: cytoskeletal motor activity; ATP binding; protein kinase activity. The record is from RefSeq and is a predicted model, not a curated record. Gene Ontology annotation, biological process: protein phosphorylation. The transcript has 2 exons. Lineage: Eukaryota; Ciliophora; Oligohymenophorea; Hymenostomatida; Tetrahymenidae. Gene Ontology annotation, cellular component: myosin complex.
AUGAAUAACAAAAGAUUAGAUUCUGGGUAGCAUUAAGACUGGGAUCUCUUAAAAAUAGGAUUAAAUGAUAAAAUGCUUAAGUUAGAUUUGGAUGAGAAGAUUAUAUUUUCUUGCACCAUGAUUAAAAUCAACAAAAAAGAAAAGUCACAAAAUCGAAAUUUCUUAUUAACAUCAAAGCGUAUUAUGAAUGUUGGCAAAAAGGUGAAAAGAAGCAUAGAUUUAAUGAAUUUAGCAGGUAUUUCUCUAAGUUUAGAAUCAUAUGAGUUUGUAAUUCAUGUCAAAGAUGAAUAUGACUACAGGCUGCUCUCAGAAGAAUAUAGGGAAAAUUUUAUAUACUAUCUAGUUGAAGCUUACAAUAAUUACAUGAAAAGAGAUCUUUUAAUUUUUGUGCAUAAAGAAAGCUAGCUGUAGCAUUGCACCACGUUGGAAACAGAUAGAGAUAAAAAGCGCUCAAAAAUUCCUACUUAGGGAGGAAUACUUUGCAAUUAAAACAACUUAAAUAUAAAUAUAUCAAAUAAAUAUAUAGAUUCUUCUAAAAGAUAAUCUGUAAUAUACAUUAGAGAAAAAAAUAUUCUGCAGGCAUGGAUUAAAAAUUUUAUUCCUGAUAUGAAAAUAAGCUAGAGUAAAGUAGGUUCAAAAUACCACACCAUUUAUUAUUCUAGAUGCACUUUAAAAAGUUUAUAAAACAAGCAUUAUGCUGUCAGAACAGUUUAAUGCAGUACAGAAGAAGAAGAAAAUGAAUAUAUUGAUAGAAUUAAUAGAUCAAUUAAUGAUCCAUUUGUUAUUCCCUUAGAGUUUUGCUUUAAAGACAAUAACGAUUUCUAUUUAGUUAUGCAGGUAUUAGGAAAUGAUUUGUUUUAAAGAUUAUACUGCUCUCAUAAUCUCUCUGAAAUGGCUGCAAAAUAUUAUUUUGUGCAAAUACUUUGUGGAUUAUAAUUAUACCAUAGUAAGCUUCACUGCCACUAUGGAGAGUUAAAACCAGAAAAUAUCUUACUGGAUGAAAUGGGUAGAGUGUUUCUAACAGGAUAUCGCUCUCCAAAGAAAAAUCUUACAAGUGAGACUCUUGAAUAUACUGCACCUGAGCUGCUACGAGGAGAACCUAAAUCAAUAGCUUCUGACUUUUGGUGUCUUGGAAUUCUCCUAUAUGAGAUGCUAGUAGGAAUACCACCAUUUUACUAUGAAGGCUAAGAAUCAAUUAUGAUUUAACUAAUAAUAGAAAAUAAUGUUUAAUUCCCAAAAUUUUUAAAUAUAUCUUAAGAAGCAAAAAGCAUGAUACUUUCUUUACUAAAAUCAAAUAAAAACGAAAGGAUAGGUGUUAAUUCAGGGCUAGAAGAAUUUAAAAAGCAUCCUUGGCUAUAAAAUAUUGACUGGUAGGGUCAUUUGAAAAAGUAAAUAUUUAAUCCUGAAGAUUUAGAAGGGAAUCCUAACGAAUCUAUGCGUAAAAUAAAGUUUGAUUAUUGCCCAGUGGAAUAAAAUGAAUAAACAUAUCUUUUUUGA